AUGGGCGCAGGGGCGGUUAUAGAGCCGCUCGUGGUCAUUGUUCUUCUGUUUGGAGGCACCUGGAUUAAUCGGGCCACUGAGGCCUCUUUGUCUCGACGAUUUCCCCGUCGCAGUUCCGUCGAGUAUCCUCGAGCUUCCUCACCUGACUCCCUCGAAUCGGGAUAUAUUUCUCCGACGGCCAAGGAUGGCCUUUUGAGCCCUCGAGCCUCUUCACCAUCGCCGCAGAUUUCGGACGAACGUUGGCACAAGCGCAUCAUUGGUGUCUUUGGCUUUUCCUACAGCGUGACCUCUCCAAACACUGCAGUGUUCCAAGACCGUCUUCUCAGUCGUCUCCUGCGGAGACUGCCCUUUCUAGCUGAAUGUUGGUAUUGGGCUCUGGUGUAUUGGACCUAUCAGCUCGGUCGCGCCUUUACCGCUGUGACGCUAAAAGACGACACCGUCGAUGUCGCCCGACGACAUGCCUUACAAGUUAUUCGACUGGAAGAAACAUUGGGGAUUUUCUGGGAGGUCAAAAUUCAAGCAUACUUCCUCCGGCACCCUCUGUUGAUGACUUGGAUAAAUUGGAUAUAUUCUUUCAUUCAUAUCCCUGGCACGAUUGCGUUCCUCGUGUGGCUAUACUACUAUACCAUUACCCGAAAUCGAAUCAAUGAGCCCCAGCUUGGCAAGCCCCGAGGAACCGUUAGUGGAUCACCUGCAGGCCCGCUACUAUACCAGGCCCGACGUCGGACCCUUGCGGUUUGCAACCUUCUUGCAUUUGUCGUCUUCACCUUAUGGCCAUGCAUGCCACCCCGCCUGCUGAGCGAUCCCUCAGCAGAGGGCCCUGAAGCAGAGCUGGGCCGGGCCUAUGGCUUCGUGGAUACCGUUCAUGGCGUCAAUGGUGCAGGAAGCGUGUGGACAGAAAACCGCUUCUGUAACCAGUACGCGGCGAUGCCAUCUUUGCAUUUUGGAUAUUCUCUCAUGAUUGGCCUUACCAUUAUGACUAUUCCGCUUCCCGCUCACCACCGACGAACACUUCGCCUCCGAGUUGGAUCUCUGGGACUGCGCCUGCCUUCUUGGCGUCGCCUUCUCUGCUUGGCUCUCGGAUUUCUUUACCCCUUCACUAUUCUGGUUGCCAUUGUGUCCACUGCAAACCAUUUUAUCCUCGACGCCGUUGCAGGAGCAUUUGUUUGCGGUCUCGGCUGGUGGUCCAAUGAGAUUCUGUUGAACCUUUUGCCCGUGGAAGAUUACUUCCUUUGGCUUGUCCGAAUUUAUAAGCCGGAACCGUCGUCCUUGCAAGUACCAGACAAUGCUAGUGGUUGGGACUCGGAUGAGUCGGAGUCGUGGAACCCUUGA
Molecule: messenger RNA, 1332 nt
Organism: Penicillium argentinense
Lineage: Eukaryota; Fungi; Ascomycota; Eurotiomycetes; Eurotiales; Aspergillaceae
Product: phosphatase PAP2 family protein
Exons: 3
Coding region: 1-1332 (443 amino acids)
Biological process (GO): sphingolipid biosynthetic process; inositol phosphoceramide metabolic process
Cellular component (GO): inositol phosphoceramide synthase complex
Molecular function (GO): inositol phosphoceramide synthase activity
Source: RefSeq, a predicted model, not a curated record